This is a messenger RNA of Candidula unifasciata, 687 nucleotides long. The record is from the annotation of a GenBank genome assembly. NCBI's taxonomy places the organism in Eukaryota, Metazoa, Mollusca, Gastropoda, Stylommatophora, Geomitridae.
AUGUUAUUCUUACUGUUCAUAGCUGAACUGCAGUUGAGAACUUUCAGACCAGCCAACUCGUCCUACUACACUGCUCGUGCAAUUGGAAUGCCCCAGCAGGUGGCGUCACUGCUGGACUGUGCUCGAGUGUGUAAUAAUGAAUACAGCGAUUGUUUCAGCAUCACUUUCAGCAUCAAGUCCGGGGCAUGCACUCCGCUGAUAGCUUACCACCCUAAGUCUAGCCCAGUAACACCCUCAGAAGACGUAUUUUACCAUACUGGACGUUGCAAUACAACAGGAGGUUUUCAGCUUUAUAUGAUCGAAAGUGUGAUCCAGUGUUUGUACAUUUCCACCGACGUGACAAACUUCACUUCUGCCAGAGCAGUCUGCCAAGCGAAGGACUCCAGACUAUUCCAGAUCAAAUCGAGAGAUAAGCUAAACCUGAUGCGGCAGCUGGUUGAAUCUGUCACUAGGAUGUCAACCUGGAUUGGUCUCUCCGACUUGCUCCGAGAAGGACGGUACGUGUGGGAAGAUGGUGAACCUGCAGAGAAGGUUUCAUUUCCCAUCCCAUGGAAUGUGGGUCAGCCUGACAAUCUGUGGAAUAAUGAAGACUGUGUGGAGAUUGGCUAUACGACUAAACAGUUUGUAAACGACAUCAACUGUAGUAUGCUGCUCAAAUUCAUUUGUGAAAAGGAUAUUUUAUCCUAA